Pogoniulus pusillus (Red-fronted tinkerbird) is the source of this 9003-nucleotide messenger RNA. RefSeq names its product protocadherin 17 (gene PCDH17). Lineage: Eukaryota; Metazoa; Chordata; Aves; Piciformes; Lybiidae. Gene Ontology annotation, cellular component: plasma membrane. The transcript is spliced from 6 exons. The record is from RefSeq and is a predicted model, not a curated record. Gene Ontology annotation, biological process: homophilic cell-cell adhesion. Gene Ontology annotation, molecular function: calcium ion binding. Bases 720 to 4331 code for a protein of 1203 amino acids.
GGAGGAGGAGGGGGGGCGAGAGAGAGGCAAAGAGCGGCUCCAACUGUUGAAUUUUCGCUGAAUUCUCCACUUACCUGCGGGCGGCUGGUGAAAUGGAUCUGGUUUAUCGGGGAUCGGCGUUCAUUUCGCGUGCUGUGUGGCUAAGACUGGAGACCGUCUGUUUGAAAGGGGCCACCCAUCAAUGAGGCAGAGAAGAAUAUUCAUUUUUUCUUUUUCUUUUGAAAGCCUCUCUACCACAGGUUGCAGAAUUAACUGUGUACUUUGGGUCCGGACUCAAAUAAAGGAGAAAAAACAGUGCAGAACUGAGACUUGGAACUAGAUCUGUGAGAUAUGUAUUGGGAACCUAUGUUUUUUGUUGGUUUUGUUGGUUUUUUUCCUUUUAUUAUGAAAGAUUUCUGAUUUAUUUCACACAUAACACUGAGAAAAGGUGGUUAAAAACACUCAGCAAAGCAAGAGACAGACGCGCCUCUGUGCCAGUGAGUGGAUAACAGCCUUGUUUUCCUGAUCCUCAGUCUCCCGGAGAAAGAGAUGUUUUAGAGCAACAGGUUCAGGAACUUAAAAUACAGGGGUGGGGAGAGAGAAGAAAGAAAAAAAAAAAAAAGGGGAAAGAAAAACGCCACCAGAGGAGGAGGAAGAACAAACCCAGCGCAGGAGACGGAGAAGACGGGGAUAACCCUGGUCGCCGCCGCAACUGCUGCCACCCCCACCCCUGCUCGGGGAUGUACCUUUCCAUUUGUUGCUUCUUCCUCUGCUGGGCUCCCGCCCUGUCGCUGAAGAACCUGAAUUACUCGGUGCCGGAGGAGCAGGGAGCAGGCACGGUGAUCGGGAACAUCGGCCGCGAUGCGCGCUUGGCGGCGGGCACGGCGGGAGGCGGGGUGCUGCCCGCGGAGCGCGGCGCUCCCAGCGGUGGCCCCGGCCGCGGCCCCAAGUCCACCUUCCGGGUGCUAGAGAACUCAGCCCCACACCUCCUGGACGUGGACGGGGAGAGCGGGUUGCUCUACACCAAGCAGCGCAUCGACCGCGAGGCGCUGUGCCGGCGCAGCGCGAAGUGCCAGCUGUCCCUCGAGGUGUUCGCCAACGACCAGGAGAUCUGCAUGAUCAAGGUGGAGAUCCAGGACCUGAAUGACAACGCACCGGCAUUCCCCUCUGACCAAGUGGACAUGGACAUCUCAGAAAAUGCUGCACCGGGCACCCGCUUCCCCCUCACCAGCGCCCAUGAUCCAGAUGCUGGGGACAACGGGCUGCGCACCUACCUGCUCACUCGUGAUGACUACGGCCUCUUCUCCCUUGACGUAAAGUCCCGUGGUGAUGGCACAAAGUUUCCAGAGCUGGUGAUCCAGAAGCCAUUAGACCGUGAGGAGCAGAGUCACCACACCCUGAUACUGACAGCAUUGGAUGGUGGUGACCCACCACGCUCAGGCACAGUGCAAAUCAAUGUGCGCCUCAUUGACUCCAAUGACAACAGCCCCAUCUUUGAGGCAGCCUCCUAUGUCGUAGAGCUUCCAGAAAAUGCACCACUGGGCACUGCCGUCAUUGACCUUAAUGCCACUGAUGCUGAUGAGGGUACCAACGGAGAGGUGCUCUACUCCUUCAGUGGCUAUGCGCCUGAUCGUGUCCGUGACUUGUUUAGCAUUGACCCUCAGAGUGGCCUCAUCCGAGUCAAGGGCAACUUGGACUAUGAGGAGAGUGGCCUCAUUGAGAUUGAUGUCCAGGCUCGAGACCUGGGGCCUAAUCCUAUCCCUGCUCACUGCAAGGUCACUGUCCGCCUCAUCGACCGCAAUGACAAUGCCCCCACGAUUGGUUUUGUCUCCGUUCGCCAGGGAGCCCUGAGUGAGGCUGCCCCACCGGGCACUGUCAUCGCCCUGGUGCGGGUAACUGACCGUGACUCAGGCAAGAACGGGCAGCUCCAGUGCCGGGUGCUGGGUGGUGGUGGUGGGCCCGGAGCAGUCCCUUUUACCCUGGAGGAGAACUAUGACAACUUCUACACUGUAGUCACUGACCGGCCCCUGGAUCGCGAGGCACAGGAUGAGUACAAUGUGACCAUUGUGGCACGUGAUGGGGGCAACCCCCCACUGAACUCCACCAAAUCAUUUUCUGUCCGGAUCCUUGACGAGAAUGACAAUCCUCCCCGCUUCAGCAAGAACCUUUAUGUGUUACAGGUGCCUGAGAACAACAUUCCUGGAGAGUACCUAGGCUCCGUCCUGGCCCAGGACCCUGAUUUGGGCCAAAAUGGGACAGUCUCAUACUCCAUUUUGCCCAGCCAUGUGGGUGAUGUCUCCAUCUACACCUAUGUCUCUGUCAACCCCACCAAUGGUGCUAUCUAUGCCCUGAGGAGCUUCAACUAUGAACAGACAAAGCACUUUGAGUUUCGUGUACUGGCCAAAGACUCGGGUUCACCCCACCGUGAAAGCAACGCCACAGUGCGUGUCACCGUGCUUGAUGUCAAUGACAAUGCACCCCUCAUCGUCUUGCCCGCUCUCAUCAAUGACACCGCUGAGCUGCAGGUGCCACGCAAUGCUGGGGUGGGCUACCCCGUGGGCACUGUACGUGCCCUGGACAGUGACUUUGGGGAGAGCGGUCGCCUUACAUAUGAAAUUGUGGAAGGCAACGAGGAGCACCUCUUUGAGAUGGACCCCACUAGUGGUGAGAUACGCACCUUGCACCCCUACUGGGAGGAGCUCAGCCCCGUAGCUGAACUGGUGGUAAAAGUCAGUGACCAUGGCAAGCCCAGCCUCUCAGCGGUGGCCAAGCUCAUUGUCAGGGCCUUGGCGGGGCCCCUGCCUGAGGCUGGAGAGCCACAGGUGAAUGGUGAGCAGCAUCGGCGACCACACUGGGACUUGUCACUGCCCCUGAUUGUGACACUCAGCACUGUCUCCAUCAUCUUGCUGGCUGCCAUGAUCACUAUUGCAGUGAAGUGCAAGCGAGAGAACAAGGAGAUCCGCACCUAUAAUUGUCGCAUUGCUGAGUAUAGCCACCCUCAGCUGGGAGGAGGGGGAGGCAGUGGCGGGGGAGGAGGAGGCAGUGGCAGUGGAGGGGGCAAGGGCAAGAAGAAGAAGAUCAGCAAGAAUGACAUUAUGCUGGUGCCCAGUGAGGGCGAGGACAGCCGGGGCCCCCUCAAUGUCAUGAACGUGGUGAGCAGCCCAUCCCUGGCCACCUCACCCAUGUACUUUGACUACCAGACCCGCCUGCCCCUCAGCUCUCCCAGGUCAGAGGUGAUGUACCUGAAGCCCGCCUCCAACAACCUGACUGUACCCCAGGGACAUGUGGGUUGCCACACCAGCUUCACAGGGCAAGGGACUAACGCCAGCGAGGCUCCUCCGAGCCGGAUGUCCAUAAUUCAGACAGACAAUUUUCCCGCAGAGCCCAAUUACAUGGGCAGCAGGCAGCAGUUUGUUCAAAGUAGCUCCACGUUCAAGGAUCCAGAAAGAGCCAGCUUGAGGGACAGCGGGCAUGGGGACAGUGAUCAGGCUGACAGUGACCAAGACACUAACAAAGGCUCCUGCUGUGACAUGUCUGUUAGGGAGGCACUCAAGAUGAAAACUACUUCAACUAAAAGCCAGCCACUUGAACAAGAACAGCAAGGCAGAGGCCAAAGACCCAUUGUUGGGAUCUGUGGACCAGCCCGCUGUGAGGAUGGAAAAUUUGCAGAGCAAGAAGAAUGUGUUAACUGCACAGAUGAAUGCAGAGUGCUUGGUCAUUCUGACAGGUGUUGGAUGCCACAGUUCCCUGCAGCCAGUCAGGCUGAGAAUGCAGAUUAUCGCACAAAUCUCUUUGUACCCACAGUUGAAGCUAAUGUUGAGACUGAGACAUAUGAAACUGUGAAUCCCACCGGGAAAAAGACUUUUUGUACAUUUGGGAAAGACAAGAGAGAGCACACUAUUCUUAUUGCCAAUGUUAAACCUUACUUAAAAGCCAAACGUGCCCUGAGUCCUCUACUUCAGGAGGUUCCCUCAGCAUCGAGCAGCCCAACCAAGACAUGCAUUGAGCCUUGCACCUCAACAAAAGGACCACUGGAUGGUUGUGAAGUGAAAUCAGGAGCCUUGGCUGAGCCAAACAGCCAGUACUUGUCAACUGACAGUCAGUAUCUAUCGCCUAGUAAACAGUCAAAAGACGCUCCCUUCGUUGCAUCAGAUCAGAUGGCUAGGGCCUUUGCAGAUGUGCACUCCCGAGUGAGCCGAGACUCGAGCGAGAUGGACUCUGUUCUGGAGCAGUUAGACCGCUCGGCCCGGGAUCUAGGCAGGGAGUCGGUGGAUGCAGAGGAAGUUGUGAGAGAAAUAGACAAGCUCUUGCAGGACUGUCGGGGAAGUGACCCUGUGGCCGUCAGGAAGUGAGGGGGAAAAUAAGGACAGGAUGGCAGUUACAUUCCUCUUCUGCUGAUUAAAAGUAACUAACUAAAUAAAUCCCCUGGUUGUAACAGUUUUACAGGAAUGAAGGAAGACCAAUGCUGCUUUAAGGCUUUUAGUGAACAUCUGAAGUGCCCACAAGUAUGUUCUUUUCACUGCUCUUUCUUUUUGACAGAUAACACUGGUUUCUUUUUGACCUUUCAUUAGGACAGAGUCAAGUACGCUAAGAACGAAAGGAAAGAAGGAAAGACGGUGCCAUUUUGACAAUCUGACAGGAAGGUUUGGGAAAGAUGGACUGGAAAUACGUCUGAUACUUUAAGACUGUCCUCAAUAGCUGAUGCUGACUUUACUGUUUACGUAUAAACCCCAAGAAAACAGGGUUGAAUAAUUCCGAUCUGUGGUGUGGAUUUCCAGCAGUCACCACAGGCUUCUACUGAAAGUCCUGAAAAGAGUUCUUGUAGUAGUCCAAGUGACACCAAACAUUAACAUUCAUUUGUGGUAAACAUUUAUGUACAAAGUUACCUGCCACAAAUAGGAAAAAAAAAAAGAGAAAAAAAAGAAAAAAAAAAGAAAAAAGAAAAAAAAGAAAUAAAGAAGAAGAAGAAAAAAGCAACAAUAAACCAACAACAACAAAAAAAAAUCAUUCCAGAUCAUUAUCCAACAAAACAUAUCCUGAUCAUUAAUAAAACACUUCAUACCAUGUUAAGGUUAAAUGUAAAAUGAUAGAGUCCAUCUUGUCCUGCACACACAUAAACUAAUUCACUUGAUAAAAAUGAACAAAAAAAAAUAAGAAGAAUAAUAUCUGUUUAGCAUUUUAGUGUCCAACAAACCUAUAAAUACUUAGCAGUAAGCUUAAAAAUAAAUAAAUAAACAAAACAAAGUUUGGAAAAAAAAAAGUUACCUUUCAAAGGUAAUGCACAAAAGAAAUUAACGUUAUUAACACUUUUUUUCUUUUUUUUUUUUUUAAUUCAUUUGUGGACACUAAAAUAGCUCAGGAAAGUCAAAAUGUCUUAGACAUCCACAAAUAAAAAGAAAAUAAAAACCACAUGAUCAUUUAAAUGUGCAAAUGUAAGAAGAUUCAGUGUGUUUACAUCAAAUGACAUAUUUUUAUUGAUUUAUUGCAGAUUCAGUGCAUAUGAGCCAAAUUGUUGAGUGUAUAAGAGCUAUAUUGUGUAUUUUAUUAAAUUAAUAUAUAGUUGUGUUGCAAAAAUAUUUGGGCUUAUAUUGUAAAUGGCAAGUGUUGCCUCGGUAGCUGUCGAACUCUAUGAGUUUUGUUUUCUCCUGCUUCCUUUUCCCCAUGGAUUGUGGGAAGCAGCGCCUCAGAGCAAAGUCUCUUGUUUAAUGUAUGGUCUAUGAAGUACUGCAGUACAUAAUCUGUUCAAAAUGUGUUUGAGUGAGCUGAUGGAGCUAACCGAACAGCCUACAAAUACAUCCAUCAGUCAUGGUGAAGUGCAAGUCCUUUUAGAAGAUUUUAGUACAAACCCAUGUUGAAUGACAAAAAUUACGCUCCAACCAACAUCUGGAAUCUCCUGGGCUGUUUUGUUGUGUUGGUUUGGGUUGGUUGUGUGGUUGGUUUGGUUUGUUUUUAGUUUUUCUUUCCCAAAUACAUGCAGCCAAACUGUUUAAUGUAGGAUAUUUGAUUAGCUUCUUAAGAGAUGCCACCAUUGUCAAAGUUUUGCUGCUAAGUUCAUAGAGCUGGACAAGCUGUUACAGCCAGUGUGGCACAGGCAGUGCUUGAGCUGAUUCUUCAGCGCGUGUGGUUGCUUGCUGUAAUUCUGGACGUACGCUGCUUCUUUGCAGAGUGUUCUUAGCUUGGUUUUCAUCUGUUCUGAAAUGUAUUUGAAGAAAAACUGGGAUGCAGUUUCUACUUUCAGCUUUUCCAGGGGUGUUUUUUAUUGCAUUUGAAAAAAAAAAAAAAUCAAAAUUGCCAUCAGAUGAAAGUUAAAAACCAAUUCACAUUUAAGAUGAACUUGCACAAAAUAAGAAGCAGCGGCAAACUAAAAUGUUUAGCUCAGGAUUUUUCCCUCAUAUACUUCAGCUAUUCUGUGAGAAAUACCACUGUGGCACAUUGUUCUGAAAUGAUACAUUUGGUUUAUUAAAUUUAAUGUGGAUUAUACAAACAUAUACAAAAAGAGGCUGACAAUCUCAAAUCCAUCAUUUUCAUGAAUCCAAGAAAGGAAGUUGACCCAACAGCCUAUUUUGACGUUGGGAUUGCUGUUAAAUUAUGAUCUUAGCUAGUCAGUCCUACAAUGAAUUGCCUUUGGGAGACAACCAUUCUAAUAAUUUGCCUCUGGCUCCUCCUGUUAGAAAAAGUCUACAUGUGGAAAAAAAGAAAAAGGAUCUUGCACAUGUUUUAUCAAGCUACUCUCCAUGUUUUGGACAAUUUAUGUAUCUAAAAUGUGGUGUUGUCUGUGUUAUAUAAUUAAUUUUUUUGUUUGUUUGUUUGUUUGUUUUUGGCCAGGAGACCCGAGAUUGGUUUUGCUUGAUAGCUUGAUAGCUUGAAAUUCCAUAGUGGAGAGGAUUACUUAUUGUUUGAUCAGUCUCUUAUACGUAUUUCCAUGGUGCCCAUCACUUCAGUGUCUGUGCACCAAGUCUUUAGCUCUGCCGGUGAGAUCCAUUAUUCAGCAAAAUCUAAGCCAGUAUGUAAAUGCAGUCAAGUGAUGGAGAUUUGUGUAUUUUAUAAAUGAUCUUAACACUGAGUAACCAAUUGUACAAUUCAUUGUAUGUUUCUAAAGACAUAAACCCACGAUAUUCCGAGAAAGGGCUGUGCCAAUAUAAGAGGAAUUUACCUUAAGGCUCUCUGUCACUAGUGAUUUACUAGCUUUAGCUGUUUAACACAUUAUCUGUACUUAGUAGUGAUUAUUUAUUUACCACUCUGAGGUAAUUCAGGAUUCAUGACUCACAGCUUUAUACAAGAGUUUAGGAAAUCUUGCUUUUAUUUAAUUUGGCUGACAACUGCCUUGCGUUUUAGAUCUCUGGCAUACUGCUUCCAAUAGGGAAGCAAGCUGAAGUAUGUUUCACAGUGCUGAACCAAUAAACCAGCAGAGCUUAUACAUUGGCAGUUUUGCUGGUUUACUCCAAAUUAACAUGAGUGUGUGUGAAGGAAGUACUACACACAAAUGCAUGAAAAAGGAAAUUUGUCUCCAUGGUAUCUCUACUGUCACCACUAGAGAAAGAGGCAGUGAUGAAAGACAUAGGUUAAUAGUUUUUCCUCAUUCCUUACACACAUAUUUCACAAAACUGAAAAAAAUCUGUAUCUGUCCAGUGUGCAUAGCAAAUAAGGCAUUCUCACUCUCCCUCUCUCUCUCUCUCUCUCUCCAUAUAUAUAUGUGUAUAUACAUAUAUACAUACACAUAUAUAUACACAUAUCUAUAUAUAUAGAGACAGAUAUAUCUAUAGAUAUAGAUAUAUGUAUAUAUAGAUAUAUAUAAAUGAAAGCCAGCAUCUGGGAGUUCCUUAAACAAUAGGCCAAGCAAAGUAAGAGUCAACAUCAGACCUUUCUUUAACUCAUGUGUGUUUUUUAACUUGGCAUAUUUAUCAGCGAAGAGAUUGUCCUGAACUGUGUUUUGCCACUUGAAAAUAUGUUUCCAAGUUACCUCUAGGAGUGAAACAUUGCUUACAAUGGAGCAAGAUACGUUGUUCAAACAAACUUUUUGAGCUGCGUGCUGCCCGAUGGAAGGGAAAUUGCUGAGGUCAACAAGGAGUCGAAGCCUAGCAUAAUAUAGGCCCACUCAUUAUUGUUUAAUGACUUUCUUUUGACAUUAGGCAGUGAUAUUAUUGCAUCCAUUCAAAUGGGAGUUUUAGCUAUCAAGAUUUGUCGAUUUGAAGUGUAAUUGAAUGAAAUCUGGUUAAGGUUUUGACUUCUCUGGCCCAAUUGUGAUACAGGUUGGCAUUCACAUUUAUCAGCCCCUGUCUACCCAUAUGGCUCAAAGUUGCACCAAUGACUGGUGAAUAACACAACAAAAAAACCCCAAACAAAAGCAGCAUACAUUGUAUGGAUUAUCUCAACCGCUAUCGUUUAAUGGCUGUGUUUAAUGUGACCUAUCUGGAAAAUGAGGACUACGAAUAAAAAGCAAUUACUAAUAGUGAUAUUGCCUGCUUUUUGCAUUCAUUAACACAGAAGAAAUGUGUUAAACACUGCAUACCACAGGGAGCUUGAUGGUAAUUACUUUGGAAAAGCAACUUGUGGCAGUGCAACUGUUGCAGCUAGUUAUCAGUUUGCCAAAAAAAUGGCAGUUCCUGCUUCAUUUAUUAGAAAUGUGUAACUGUUUUCUCUCAACAGGAAGGUGGUAAAGAUCUUCCACCAAGCUGGGUAGUCUUAUCUUUUAAGCAGUUGAAUGUGCUGAGUCCCUGUUAUUUGCUUAUAGAAAUAUAGAACUGAAUAAAGGAUGGCACACUGGCAUGAGUUGACCAAAAACGUUAUAAAUGUACAAGUUCUCAAAGUCUAUCAGCCAACUUGCAAGGUAAAAACACUGCUCGAGCAACCAAGUGGAGAAAAUAAAUCUAACAAAUGGAAAGGGUUAGGAUUUUUUUUUCCCAAUGUGUCUUCUUUAGGAGCCUGAGUAAUAAAGGUCAAUAAUUUUAUUCACGUUGAUGUAAACAACAUGAUAAAAUGCUGAGGAAAUGUGAGUAAAUUCUUUGUCUCGUUGUUAUAAUUUAA